This is a messenger RNA of Cornus florida, 731 nucleotides long. RefSeq lists its product as uncharacterized. Lineage: Eukaryota; Viridiplantae; Streptophyta; Magnoliopsida; Cornales; Cornaceae. Gene Ontology annotation, cellular component: NuA4 histone acetyltransferase complex; nucleus. The record is from RefSeq and is a predicted model, not a curated record. The transcript has 5 exons. Gene Ontology annotation, biological process: regulation of transcription by RNA polymerase II. The coding region runs from base 216 to 605 and encodes 129 amino acids.
AUAAACCACUUUUGCUUUUAGGUUGCAUUGCAGUUUGGAUCAAACGCCUUAAAACCCUAGAAAACCUACCAAAUUGGAGCCUCUUUGAAUUUUCGAUUCAACUUUGGUGCAUUAUAUAAUCUCAUAUGUAUAUCACUAUACACUAGAAUAAUUUUUGUGUGUCACCAAAUAAAUCUAUAAAUAAAUAUAUUUGUAUAGAAGAGUCUGUGAGGGCAAUGGAGGGUGGUAUAGGCAAAGAAGAGGAACAAGACGGUAUGUCUGUACAUUCUCCUUGCAAAGCUCCUCCUUCCUCUGCAUCUUCUCUCCGCAAGGAGCAAUCACAGGUUGAAUUGGAGCUUAGAUUGUUAGAAGCUCUUGAAAUUUAUCCUCCUGCCAAGUUAAAAGGAAUACACCGUCACUUUGUCCUUUAUGGUCUAAUGGAAUAUCUACGAAGAAGCUUUGGUCGUCACUUUUCUUCCUCCGAUGUACUGCAGCUGUUAGAUCGUUUCUACAACUUGGAAAUGCUGGUAAUUAAAGUGAAACCAGAUGAUGAGGAGACAGAAAUCCUGAAUCAGGAAGAAGAUUUUAGCUUGCCGCAAAGUUAUUUUGUAAAGGAAGAGCCUUGACUAACAAAACUUUGGUAUACAUACAAGUUCCGUUUGAAGUUGGUUUAUUCUCUCUGUAAUAUACGACAGUCAGUGUUUAUCUUGUUCUAUGACAUUAGUUAUUUAUUACAAAUUUGGAAAUAUUAA